GCCCCUCUCCUUGCCUUUCUUUAGAAAAAAAAAAAACGUUAAACCAUCGUGAUUCAAAUCCACUUACCACCGUUGACCACAACCUCUCGCCCAUGGCUUCCUUCUCUAUCUCGUCUCCCACACUUUUUUCUCCCCAGAACGAGCUUCCCCAUUCUCUAUCUCUCCGGUCGAGCUUUUUCAGCGCCAAAUUUGCGCCGAAAUCGCUGGUUCCGACACCGAGGAUACGACGUGUCGCUUCCGAGUUACUUCUUGUCGCUGCCUCUCACCGUUCCUUCGACGUUGUGGUUGUCGGCGGCGGGAUCAUCGGGUUGACCAUUGCCCGACAGUUCCUUCUCGGGUCGGAUCUUUCCGUGGCUGUUGUCGAUAAAGCCGUCCCCUGCUCCGGCGCCACCGGUGCCGGACAGGGAUAUAUAUGGAUGACCCACAAGAAACCGGGCACCAGUAUAUGGGAUUUGGCGAUGAGGAGUCAUGCACUCUGGCAGAAGCUGGUCAGGAGCCUAAGUGAUGAAGGGCUUGAUCCUGAAGAGACUCUCGGAUGGAAAAACACAGGAAGCUUGCUCGUUGGAAGAACCCCUGAAGAGUGUGUUGCUUUGAAAAAGAAGGUUCGCGAGCUAUCUGAAGCUGGGUUGAGAUCCGAGUAUUUGUCUAGCUCUGAUUUACUUCUUAAGGAACCUGCCCUUCUUGUGGAUAGUGAUACUGGAGCUGCGUUUCUUCCCGAUGAUUCCCAGAUAGAUGCUCAUCGAGCCGUUGUGUUUAUCGAGAAGGGUAAUAGAAAGCUAGCAUCAGAAGGCAGAUACGCAGAGUUCUACCAUGAACCAGUUACAGGUUUAAUAAGGCUUGAUGGGAAUAAACAGGUCUAUGGUGUUCAAACAUCAAAAUCCUCCUUGUAUGGUAAGAAGGCUAUUAUAGUUGCUGCCGGUUGCUGGAGUGGAUCUCUGAUGCAUGAAUUGCUGAAAGACUCCAAUAUCUCGGUGGAUGUUCCCGUGAAGCCUCGGAAGGGUCAUCUGCUAGUGGUUGAGAAUUUUGAUUCGUUCCAUUUGAACCAUGGGCUGAUGGAGGCUGGUUAUGUGGACCAUCAAAGUAGAACUCCGAGUCACCCUUCUUCACUUCUAGGGUCUGAUGACGAUGACGUAGAGCGAAUGUUAUCUAUUUCUAUGACUGCCACAAUGGACAACAUGGAAAACCUUGUUCUUGGGAGCAGCCGGGAGUUUGCGGGGUUCAAUACCGAUGCUGAUGAUUCUAUAAUCCGAUGCAUAUGGGAUCGUGCAGGAGAGUUCUUCCCCAAGUUGAGAGAAAUGCCUCUGGAAGACUUCAUCCGUAACAGGAAAGUGAGAGUCGGGUUGCGCCCUUACAUGCCGGAUGGGAAGCCAGUGAUAGGAGCUGUGCCUGGAUUACCAAAUCUGUACUUGGCAGCUGGGCAUGAAGGAGGGGGACUUUCCAUGGCUCUCGGAACAGCGGAAAUGGUUUCCGACAUGGUGUUAGGGAAUCCAUUACACGUCGAUAGUUCAGCAUUUGCCGUUCACGGCCGCUGCUGCUGAGGGACAUGGCCGUACAUCAUCUCAAAGGAUUGAAAGCACUUUUCUUUGUGACAUGUUCUAAUGUUUUUGCAUUGCAGAACCUUCCCUCUUCGAUGCCCUUGUCCUUUCUGGAGGAAUUUUUUUCCCGGCUUUUCGGGCAAGAAGAUCAUCGACUCACUUAUCAUCUCGUAGAAGAUAGAUUUGAUCGAUCCCACGUAUCAGAACAUCGUUCAUCCGGCUUGAGGUUAAACAUGUUGUGUCCGAUUCGUUUCUGGAGUCGUCGUCAUCGUUUUCUUCGGAAUAUUUAUAUUUAAA
Tarenaya hassleriana is the source of this 1832-nucleotide messenger RNA. RefSeq names its product glycine oxidase. Bases 93 to 1538 code for a protein of 481 amino acids. Gene Ontology annotation, molecular function: oxidoreductase activity. NCBI's taxonomy places the organism in Eukaryota, Viridiplantae, Streptophyta, Magnoliopsida, Brassicales, Cleomaceae. The record is from RefSeq and is a predicted model, not a curated record. Gene Ontology annotation, cellular component: cytoplasm. The transcript has 9 exons.